Molecule: messenger RNA, 5226 nt
Organism: Owenia fusiformis
Lineage: Eukaryota; Metazoa; Annelida; Polychaeta; Sabellida; Oweniidae
Source: the annotation of a GenBank genome assembly
AUUCAAUAUGGACGACCAGGUUUGGAAAAUUUUGGCAGGAGUUGGAUGAAUAAAUUGCAAAGCCUUGGGAUCUAUGUCUAAAGUUCAUGAACAAUAAUAGCUGUAUAUAGUUCCACAGUAUGUGAGCAAUGGCAUCUCAAGAAAAUGACACAAAUGACAUUCAGAAGGAUAGAGACCAAUCUGAAAAAGAAAAGCCUGUUAAAAUGAAAAAUAAAACAGAUGAAAAUUGUAAAUUACAAGGCACAGAAUUAAAUAAAGGAAAAAUACCAACUUCCAAUAUUCCAAAUGGUAUCACCAUGCCAACUGAACAUUCUGAGACAUCACCACAUGUGGUGAAUGGACACAUUGAUACAAAUGGUCCAAACGGGGACGAAAGAGAUUGUAAUGUACAUAUUGGAAUACAAAAUCUACAAGAAUCCUCAGUCAAUGGACCUUCGAAUCAUCUCAUAAGAAGUAAUACCAAUACUUUACAUACAUCAAAUGACAGUCAACAUAUAGAACCAGCUAAACAAAUUCCUCCAAUGCCCACAUGUAGAAAUAUUGCAGAAUCAUCUAGUCGUCUCUGUAGUGUGUACCACACUCAGCAAAAUCCUGUCAAGAAUAGCAAGCGCUGGGAUUGCUGUGCAAUUGACUGUGGCAGGGUGGUCGAUUUUAAUACACUAUUUUGUCAAGAAUCUUCCCAGGAUGCAAAAAAGGUUAAAAAUGAUAAACUGAUGGAGUUCCUUACAGGACUGCCUCCACUUAUAUCAGAGGAACUCCGUGUUGAGUACCUACUCACAUACGGUGAAUAUUUGAGGAAGUAUGGACUUCGUUAUAAUAACGCAAAAGAUUUAUGGUACUUGCCCCCCUGUUCAAGAACAUGUGAAUCAUGUAACAGAAUCCAGUGUCAGUCAGAAAUUAGCAACCCGGGUGAUGCAAUGAACUCUUAUCUUAAUGAUAAUGCUCACUUACUGGAAAGCAAUGAGUUCCAGAUUACAAGACCUUUGGUUAAUGGGAGCAAUGUUCAUAUGAGAUUACAAGAGGACCCUCCCAGUAGGCAAAUUGGUGCAUCAAUACAAGCUACACGUGAGGGGGUGGAACAUGGGUGUCAAAGCCCCAUACAGGAUGAUAAUCCAACCCUAUACAACAAACAAUUCAACAGUCAAAAUAAUCAAGAUACUUCUGAUUCUAAAGCUGAACUUUACCCUGAUAGGAAAUUCAGUGAAGCUGAUAUUGAUAAUCGGACAUGUAAAGAUACAGUCUUGGAUUUCCAGUGCCAUAAUACCCCUGAUACUGCCCAGUGCUAUAGUACCCCGGAUUCUCCCCCUCCACCAUUUCAUACUGUUAUUAAUGACAAUGAAGUUCAAGAAGAUGAAGGAGAUUUUAUUGAAGUGGACAUAUUAAACACUCCCAACAAUGAUUUUAGUGAUAGUGACUCUGUUAAUUCUGAAGGAAUUGGGGGAAGCCCUUCAUCUGCCAACCAUUGCCAUAGCAACAUGGUUGCUCAGAAUGAGGCUGUAAGCUUGAGGAAUUCCCCUAUUCAGAGGCUGAAUGUUCAGCCUGCCUUGGAUGAUGGUUUUGAUGAUACUGUUGAUAAAAUAAGUGAUAAAGAUUCCAAUUAUAGUGAUACUAACUGUGAUCGAUUGUCUCCUGUACAAGGAGAUGAAAACCUAGAAAAUGACAUGAACUCCAAUAGUGAAAACUUUGAGUCUAACAGAGAAGAUUCUGAACCAUAUAGAGAUAAUAUUGAUCAAGAUGGUAAUAGUUCUAUGAAGUUACAUCUAAAGGGGACAUCUCAAAACUUGCCUGAAGCAUCAUGUUGUAGAACACCUGAUUCACUUUAUUUCUCUCCAAUGGAUUUUAUGGAGUUUGACAUUGACCCUGGAUCGGGUCUAUUCAAUAGUACCGACUCAGAUAGAGAGAGUCUACUUGAUAGAUUAGAUGAUUUACAACCUACUGCUAAACAAGUGCCUGUGGAGAAUGACAGUCAUAAUAACGCAGUUAGAGAGACAAUAAAACUUGAGGAUGAUGUAGAUGGGGCCAGUCCUGAGCCAGAAGGAGCAUCUGGAGAAAACCAGGAGUACAUCACAUUGGAUCUCUCAACUGAACCUGCCCCUACGAAUAACCUUGAUGAAGCCUAUAUGAUUCCUAGACCUGGUCACUUUCAUGAAUAUUUCAAUGUGUCUUGUACAUCAGUCGAGGAUAAUGCUUCACCUUCACACGUGUAUCCUCGCUUUGCUUGGGAUACUUCCUGCGAUCCCAGUGGUCCCAAUGAUAACAGUACAGAAAGGAUUGAUCGUGAACGGUUGCAUUUUAUGCUUGAGAUGCAACGUGAACACCGACAUAGAAGCUCCCCACAUUUAUCUCAUGAAGUGCCAUCAUCCGUCAAUCACUUACACUUUCCUCACCAGAGGGAGCCACAACUUUGUGUCGAGCGGGAAAAUAAUGCAACUUUACCAUGGUCCAAUGAUCAGCAGUCUAGUCAAGAUUUGUGUGCUGGAGGCCUAUCUCCCAAUAAUCCUGUCUCUACCCAUGACCCAAUGUCCUUACCCCCGACAGAAUUUUUCCCCUACCCAUAUGGUUACUAUAGGCACACAAACAUUGGCCGGAGUCUGACGUUUCCUGUUAGUCGCAGACUUCUACCUGGUGGCCGCAGAGAUGGGUUUGAGAGGAGCCGGACUCUGGAUGGAUACAUGAGCUCAGCUGUCCCAGUAGAGCAGAUGGAGAACAUGGUUUUAACAGGAGAAUAUUCCAAUUCAUCAUCAAGUCUACGUACAGAGACUGAUGAGGAGCAAAACCAUGACCAAAAUGAGGCUGAUGCUGCUGUAGCGCAAACAGAGCCCCCUGUUGAGCGAGUCAUGAUUUGGAGCGAGUUGAUUGCUUAUGUUCGUCAAGCCAAACAAAUAGGGACAUCUGCAUGUGGACCAACUGCAGUUAUAAACAUUUUAAAGGCUUUCAAUCUUGAAAUUGAAAAAGACCUUGUGUGUACGAACUGUAGAUUGAAAUUGAGGAAGGAGGGAUGGCCACUCCCAGAAUACCUUCAUUCUCGUAGUGAAGCAGGCACUACUGCUGAAGAUCUGACCAAUGCCAUAUAUAAGCUGACAGAUGGACAAAUUGUUGGCCGAUUUUUUAGUUUUUACCCCCUGAGGGAUGUACAUAUACUAAAAUGGUUGGGGGAAUGGAUGAAACUAGGUGCUGUACCCCUGGCCACUCUAAACUUACAGAAAGCGGUACCUCCAGGGUGGAUUAUACCAGAUGCGUGGCAUCAUCAAAUGGUCUAUGGUGUUGCCCAUGAUGGAGUAUACCUGACCAAUCCUUUAGAUGUCGCUAGUGAGGAGAGGAUCAGCAGGCAACUAUGCAGUAACUCAGUGUUGAUGAUACGUCGGAACGACAUACUCACACGCUACCAUGAAGAUAUAGAUUUAGGAGACCUGAUGUCAUUUCCUGAUGAAAGAUGGCGGGAAUUGAAUGUUUUAGGGCAAGUAGUGAAUGUGAUCCGUGAACACAACACACAAAGACUGCCAGGAUUCCGACCAACACUUACAUCGCACAUAACCAUACCCGCUGCAUACAGAGCGGGAAUCACAUUAUUUGUUAAAAAGGACUCAGACGUUUAUAAGGAACUCAUGGAGGCUGAAGAGCUGCCUUUGAAAGACCAUGAGAAUGCAGAUCAUGGUUGAAACCGAUCAACUAUUGUGUCUAUGUGCAUCUUGCCAAUAUAGAAAAAUAUGCUUUGACUAAUGAGUGUAUUCAGUAUCUCAACCCUUGACUCGAUUUAAUCUAUUUUAAUCCAGUCAUUGAUCUAUUGUGAUCUGAUCAAGAUGAGAUGAUCUGAUCAAGAUCAAAUUUUGAUGAAGGCAUUCAGUCAUGAUCAUAGAGUCAGAGACCAGAGAAGAUUUGACUCGACAUUACAAUUUAUCCAGUGAGCAUGGUGCGAGAUAAAACCAGUUUAUAAGUCCUGACCAAGUUAGUGUUCGUUAUAGGUCAGCUCAUGUUUCAGCGUGUAUAAGAAAAUAACAUGACAACUGGUCUAUAAUAUAUCUGCCUUGUAUGCUAGAAAUAAUUAUGCUGCACCCUGCCAAUCAACAUGUACAUCUUAUACAGGCUUAUAACCAUUAAUGUCCUUCCACUGUGAUAUGUAGUUAAAAGAACUGCAAAAAAGCUGGAACCAUUCACUGAUGAAAUGUUAAAUGUUAAAUCUCUAAUGCUUAUAUCUGUUAACCUUUUGAAGACUUUAUUGUACUAUCAUGUUCCUUACUUUUCUCUAAGAAUAUUGCCGAUAGCCAACAUAUAUUAAGGAGAUAACCCAUGCCAGUGAAAUAACAUGUUUAAAAUUUUGUCAAGCCUGUUAAACUGUUUUAGUUAAAAUCAAAAGUCACAGAGAAUAAAGAAAACAACUAUUUUGAAAAUUAUCACAUGAUGUCUCGCACAUAAUGAGGUUAGAUUCGUUAAUGAUCCAUAUCUACCCCGAUGUCUGUUUUGUAUCUUGAUAACUCAAAUACUAGAAAUCAGAUUUGAUUGGAUGAUUAUGCAGUGAGGAGAUUUUUAUAAUAUAACAACAAAGCUUCAAUGUAAUGUACAUGUGUUGUUCUAAUUAAGCUUAACUUGAACCAGUUUUUGAAAUGUCCUAUUACAUAUUUAACUUUCUUGAAAUUCAAAAUCUAUAGCAACUUGUGUCCUACAGUAUUCAGUUAAUUGAUAUUAGAUCUGAUUUUCAUAUUGGUAAUAUUAAUUCACACAAAUACAUUUAUAUGUGUAAAAUAUAUAUGUAUUUUCUCUUAUGUUUUCAAAACUGCAAAACAGAAAAACAAAAGUACAUCAAGAUUUACAGUGUUUGUGGUUUAUAUGAUAAAAUAUAUGUAAAGGUAAAGAACAGAAUAAAAUAAAAAUGCAGUAUUUUCUAAAAAUUAGAGUAAAUAUUUUGUUGAUUUGUGCGCGUUGUUAUAUUUUGUUGCAUAUGUAUAUGCUUUUGUAAAUGUUGUCUACACAGUACAUACAGUUCAGUAUAUAGAAGUUAAAGUCUUUAGAUAUCAGCCAAUGGUUAUCAAACUAUUUUUCAGCUGAAAUAGCCUAUGUUGUACAACCCUAUAAGCAUUCCCGAUAAUAUCACAUAUUCUGCAGAUUUUUGUAGAUUCUGUUAAAAUAUAAGCAACCAAAUCUAUUGUUUAUUAUGCAAGUGUCCUAAUUUAGAGGUGUAUGUAACAAGCAUGUUAAAGAAACAUGUAACAUGUGUAACAAGCAUGUUAA